Oncorhynchus mykiss (rainbow trout) is the source of this 966-nucleotide messenger RNA. Lineage: Eukaryota; Metazoa; Chordata; Actinopteri; Salmoniformes; Salmonidae. The record is from RefSeq and is a predicted model, not a curated record.
AUGACUAUAUGCUCUAUAUUAUACCUGCAGAUCAUCACAGCAGCUGAUGUUGCUGCACAGAGGAAGGAGAUCCUCCGAGCAUCAGGCAUCAUCCCUGAACAAAAGGAGUUGAUCCUUCUCAUGGCCAGCAGGGAGGGGGUUCUCCCAGCAGCUAGCAUCACUGCGCACAGGGAGGAGAUCCUCCUCACAGCCAGUGUCCCUGUGAAUAAUGGAAACAAUCAUCCACAACCACCUCCCAUCAUCCCCAUGGUGGCACCACUGUGGAAAUGGGAUGGUGGAGCGUGUACUCCACCUGUGGAUUUCCAUUCCAAGAGAAGAGAUGUCCGACUUAGAUAUGUUGAGCAUCCUGCUAUGAUGUCCAUCACCAAGCCGGAACACUCCGAGGCCAACCCUCAGUGCCAGACUGGCAGCCGGCCGGUGGACGAGCCCGAGACCCCUGCUGUUCACAAUAACAGUGGAGGCUGGCUCAGCUGGGUCUUUGGGAGUGGAAUAGUUAAUAAGAAGGAGGUUCAUCUACCUGAGGACAAAGACAGAUCUAUUGUCUGGGAUCCAACUCUGCACAGAUGGGUUAACAAAACUGAGCCCAAGGCUGAGAACAAGUGUGUACAACCACCUCCACGAGUGGGGACAUAUGGAUAUCAGGAGAUCACUGGCAGUGUCCCCAAAGGAGUGAAUCCUUACUCUAUGAAAGCAAGUGAAUAUUGCUUUAGAAUACAUGUGGUUCAACCAAGACCGUGUCAGCUGAUCAUAGAUGUCCCUGGUGGUCUCCUGCUAACACCUUUCCCACUACCAGCAGGUCUAUGGGGCAGCAGAUACCCUACAAUGCAUUACAAUGAUGGGACCAACUCAAAGCCUCAAAGCCGUGGGCCUGGACUGCUUCCUAGACAGCUCUCUGGCUUGCUCCCUCCUUCACACUUUGACCUCAUGGCACCAAUGGUUGUGCCACCUGACAUUCUACCCUACUGA